UUGAUUCAAUCUAUACUCAAAAUGAAACUCUUCAUCGCAGUUUUGGCCUUCGUAGUUGCCUUGGCGUGUGCCCAGGAGAACGACUCCAAAUACACAACCCGGUACGAUACCAUCAACCUGGAUGAGAUCCUGAAGUCGGAUCGGCUCUUCAAGAACUACUUCAAGUGCCUCAUCGAAGAGGGCUCGUGCACUGCUGAGGGUAAAUAUCUGAAGACGAUCCUGCCGGAAGCGCUGGAAACCAACUGUGCCAAAUGUAGUGAGAAGCAGCAUGAUGAUGGGAUCCGUGCCAUCAAGUACAUGACCGAACAUUGGCCAGCGGAAUGGAAGCAGCUGAAGGCCAAGUACGAUCCGGAAAAUAUCUACGUGGACCGAUACCUGGAGAAGGCCGAAAAGGCUGAAAUUAAGCUGUAA
This is a messenger RNA of Uranotaenia lowii, 411 nucleotides long. RefSeq names its product ejaculatory bulb-specific protein 3-like. Lineage: Eukaryota; Metazoa; Arthropoda; Insecta; Diptera; Culicidae. The record is from RefSeq and is a predicted model, not a curated record. The coding region runs from base 22 to 411 and encodes 129 amino acids. The transcript is spliced from 2 exons.